Messenger RNA from Aspergillus niger, 1518 nucleotides. RefSeq lists its product as uncharacterized. The record is from RefSeq and is a predicted model, not a curated record. The coding region runs from base 1 to 1518 and encodes 505 amino acids. NCBI's taxonomy places the organism in Eukaryota, Fungi, Ascomycota, Eurotiomycetes, Eurotiales, Aspergillaceae. The transcript has a single exon.
AUGGCUUCCUCUGUCUUCUUGCCGCUACUUGCGGCCUCAUUACUGCCCACACUCGCUUCUACACAGAAUGCCGAUACACCGACAUCCGCUCCUACUGUGCAAGUCCGCAAUGGCACAUACGAGGGUCUCUAUAAUCCCACGUACAAUCAGGACUUGUUCCUCGGCAUACCGUAUGCGCAGCCUCCGGUUGGUGAGCUACGAUUCCGUCCACCACAACCGCUCAACACGACGUGGACUGGCACUCGAAAUGCAACAGCCUAUUACAAUGAAUGUAUCGGUUAUGGUAGCGACGACUGGUAUUGGACCGACGUAGUCUCCGAAGAUUGUCUCGCUCUCAGUGUGAUUCGACCUCACGGCAUCGACUCAAGCGCGAAGCUGCCCGUCGUCUUCUGGAUGCAUGGUGGAGAAUUCGCAGAAGGAGGCACUCGCGACUCCCGUUACAACCUCUCCUACAUCGUCCAACAAUCCCAGGAGAUGCAAUCUCCCAUCAUUGGCGUGACUGUCAACUACCGCCUUUCGGGAUGGGGAUUCCUCUAUAGCCAGGAAGUCGCCGACGAAGGCUCCGCCAACUUAGGACUCCGCGACCAACGGCACGCUCUGUACUGGCUCCAAGAGAAUAUCGCUUCCUUCGGCGGCGACCCGUCGCGGCUCACCAUCUGGGGCCAAAGUGCCGGUGCCAACAGCGUCGGUCUCCAUUUAGUGGCAUACGACGGCCAGAAUGAUGGCAUCUUCCGUGCCGGGAUCGCCGAGAGCGGCUCCGUACCCUCCCUCGCAGCAUACAUGAGCGCCGAAGAUGCACAACCAUACUAUGAUGCCGUCGUCAACGCAACCAACUGCACCGGCUCUUCCAACACCCUUACUUGUCUCCGUGAAGUUCCCACCGACGUCCUCAGCUCCAUCUUCAACAGCUCCCUCGUCGCUGGGGCAGGAUAUCAUCCCGUCAUUGACGGCGAUUUCCUCAGAGCCUCGGGGAUAGUUAAUCUCCAGACUGGCCAAUUCGCCAAAACCCCGCUUCUUAUCGGCACCAACUUCGACGAAGGGACCAAGUAUGCCCCUCAUGGCUAUAAUACCACCGACCAAUUUGUCUCCCUCGUCCAAGCCAACGGAACCAAUUAUACCAGCGCUCUCACCAUUGCAUCCCUGUACCCAGAUGACCCAGCCGUUGGUAUUCCGGGAACCCUUCAAGGUCGUCCCCCACCGUCAUACGGUUACCAGUGGAAGCGCGUGGCUGCCUUCCUCGGCGAUCUGCUCAUGCACGCGCCUCGCCGCGUGACAACCCAGUGGCUGGCACACUGGAAUGUACCUGCCUACGUGUAUCACUGGAACGUGAUGACACUAGGGCCAUUAGAUGGAGCCGCGCAUGGCUAUGAAGUCCCCUUCAGUUUCCAUAAUUAUGAUGGUUUGGGCGAUGAACGGGGAAACGACAGCGUGACCUGGCCACAACUAUCGACUAUGAUGUCACGGAUGUGGGUGAGCUUUAUUAAUCAUUUGGAUCCGAAUUAUAGUAAUAGUGAGUGA